GUAGGCCCCUAUUGCCUCUCGCCUUACUCUAAACAUGGCUGUGGCGCUCUCAAGGUUACUGGUGAAUGGCGUUCUCCUUGCUAUUCCAAUCGGUGCCAGUUUAGGGGUAUUGUUCGGGAUCGACGCUUACCGAUCAAAUCAUGGACAGGCGGCUCUGUUCAGCGGAGACACUGACGGCACUGGAAGCGGAGGAUCGACAGGUUCUGGCGGUAGUACCGUCACCAACAAUGGUGUGAACAGCACCAUCUACUGCCAGCUAUCGUACGGCAUUACACCAGCCUCGACAGGAGAACAGUUCACAUUAAACCCUAACCAAUGGGGUGUUACGGAUAGCACUUCAGGUGCACUUUGCAUGAAUAUCACCACAUUCAAUAAUGAAACCUACCCGACCAAAACAACCGCCCCCGAGUUCUCCGUCACAUGGCAGUUCGACCCCGGCUCAGAAACCGCACCAGUGCAUGCCUUCCCCAACAUCAUGGUUGACGGAGUUCUCCCUAUAGAGCUAGAGAAGAUGACGGAGAUCGCAAUGGAUUUCCGAUGGACAUACGGUGUGGGCGAUACACCCGCGGAAUCAACAAACACAACGGAUCUAACUGCCAACUCGGCCAACUUCAACGUCGCGGUCGAUAUGUUCUUCGACAGCGACAAAACGGCCGCUCAGAACAGUAGUAAGGCAAAGUACGAGGUGAUGGUGUGGUUUGCCAAGAUUGGCGAUUCAACCCAGCCGAAUGGAAACCAGACGACGACCACGAGGAAAUUGGACGGCACAACGUUUGACCUGUGGUCUGGUACAAAUGAUGUUGAGCAAUACGUCCUUACCUGGGUGGCGACUAACGUCACGGAUACGUUUACUGGAGAUAUCUAUCCUCUUAUCACCGAUCUAUACGAGCUUAGCGGAGAUGAGUACCCUUCUAGCACGGACUAUAUGGGUAUCUUCAGUUAUGGCUCUGAGGUGUUCUCGUCGGACAAGAAUGUCACAUUCUGGUCACCGAAAUUGUCAAUAGACAUCCAGAAAUAA
Penicillium pulvis is the source of this 1018-nucleotide messenger RNA. RefSeq lists its product as uncharacterized. Gene Ontology annotation, molecular function: cellulase activity. The transcript is spliced from 3 exons. The record is from RefSeq and is a predicted model, not a curated record. Gene Ontology annotation, biological process: polysaccharide catabolic process. Lineage: Eukaryota; Fungi; Ascomycota; Eurotiomycetes; Eurotiales; Aspergillaceae. The coding region runs from base 35 to 1018 and encodes 327 amino acids.